GACGAGUAGAGAAACAUAAACCACCUUAAUCUUACAAGACAUUCUCGUUGGUGUUGCAGAGAAGAGUGUUUCGAGUUUCUUCUUUUUUUCGUUUUCCUGGGCUGAAUGAGCUCCCAAUGCCUUCUUUAGGUACCUUUUCUGAUAUUGCUACUAUCCAACCUUCCUUGCAAGCUCAUCUUGUUCCAUUGGGGGCUCAGAGUAUUAUCCAUGCUAAAACUCUACCUAAUCCAUGGAGACAAUCCUGUUUCUCGAAGAAUUUGAAAUUUUACACAGGUCAUCUUCAUGUCCGAAGAGGCAAAGUCCUUAUUACUGCAGUGGCCACUCUUGAAACGAAGUAUCCGGCUCAGAAAGAAAACGAACAGAGCUCUUCUUUGUCUUCUGCUUCUUCAAAAUCUUCUAAUGGAAGUGGUGAUGAUGGCGAAGAACAAGUGGAUGACAGAGAAAAGUUGAGAAGGAUGAGGAUUUCUAAGGCAAACAGAGGGAACACUCCUUGGAACAAAGGCAGGAAACAUAGUCCGGAGACCCUACAGAAGAUUAGAGAAAGGACAAAGAUUGCAAUGCAAGACCCAAAGAUCAAGCUGAAAUUAGCGAAUCUUGGGCACGCACAAAACAAGGAGACACGGAUGAAAAUUGGGGAGGGAGUGCGGAUGCGAUGGGCAAGGCGGAAGGAGAGGAGAAAAGUGCAGGAGACGUGUCAUUUCGAGUGGCAAAACUUGUUAGCGGAGGCUGCUAAAGAAGGAUAUACAGACGAAGAAGAGCUUCAGUGGGAUUCUUACAACAUUUUGGAUCAACAGAAUCAACUGGAAUGGCUGGAAAGUGUUGAGCAGAGGAAAGCCGCUAAAGGAGCUAAAAGUAACAGAAGAGCGCCAAAAUCUCCUGAACAAAGAAGGAGAAUUGCAGAAGCAAUAGCUGCUAAAUGGGCUGAUCCAUCUUACCGUGAAAGGGUUUGCUCCGGCUUGGCAAAAUAUCACGGUAUACCUGUUGGUGUCGAGAGGCGUCGUAGAAGACCAAGGAGCGAUGCUGAACCUAGAAAGAAGAAUCCUACAAAGAAAAGUACAAGGGAUACAGAGUUUGAACGGCAAAGCCAAGUUCAAGUAGUGAAAGUACGGAAGCGCAAAACACCUGUGUAUAAAGAUCCUUUGGCAAGUUCAAAACUGGAAAUGAUAAAAAGCAUCAGAGCAAAACGAGUGGCGGAAGAAUCGAAGAAGAUGGAUGCUGUGGAACGAGCAAGGCUUUUGAUCUCGGAAGCUGAGAAAGCUGCGAAAGUCCUUGAGAUUGCUGCUUUGAAAAGCCCGGUUGCUCAAGCAUCUUUGUUAGAGAGUAAAAAGCUCAUAGCAGAAGCAACACAACUGAUUGAAUCUCUAGAGAUGAGGCAGAUAGCUUCAGAUGAAGAUGGGACUUACCCAUCUCUUCUCUCACCUCAGCAUAAUAAUACUCUUCUGGAGGUAGACAGUGAAUCCGAAACCAAAGAUACAAACGAUCGAGAACAACAAGGAGAGAUUAACGGAACACACACAUUCCCGAUCAACGGAGAGAGUCUUCACUUGAACAUGAGAUCUAGCGAUUUACCGACAUUCAACAUAGAAGGUACUACAAAUCAGUCUAUUUCUGACAAGGAAUCCAACACAUCCCAGGGAGAUAGAGAAGAUAUCAAACUCGGGAUAGUUUCGCAACCAAACGGAACCAGAGUCCAUCCACCAGCAGAGUCUAAUGGAGCUAUCAGUCUUGCUGAGAAUCAUCCUCUUCCGAAUGGUUACCACGGGAUGGACGACAAGGCUGUAUCUUUGGAAUCAGGAAACGUAACGAAGAAGUGGGUUCGUGGAAGGCUCGUAGAAGUCACAGAAGCAGCCUAAUGUUGUAGCGAUUUAGCAGAGAAAAGUCGUAUUUUCAGUUAGUGAUUCAAAAUUUUGGCUUAUAUUAUUGGUCAUAUGCUUGAGAGAAGCAAUUUCCAGUUUGUGAUGUGCCAAUUGUAUCUAUAACUCAAUUGUAUGUCAGAGUUUCAGCUUAGUAAACAAUUCUUCAUAGC
Arabidopsis arenosa is the source of this 2026-nucleotide messenger RNA. Lineage: Eukaryota; Viridiplantae; Streptophyta; Magnoliopsida; Brassicales; Brassicaceae. The record is from the annotation of a GenBank genome assembly.